UUUCAGCUGGAAAGCGGCUAUGGGCUGAACUUUUUUCAGACUUUGAAAUAGUUCAUAUAAUUUAAUAUUUGUAUGCAUAUUCUGUUUAUUUUCCAGUUAUCAUGACAGAAAAGAAAAUGUUUCUUUGCACUAAUUUGACAGAGUGCUUGGACUGAGUGCAAAAAAUUGAAUUUGACACUUGUGACAGCGUUUCAAAUAUUUGACAGAAGUGACAAAUCGAAUUUUUUGGGUUUUUUUGUUUAGUUAGUGCGACACAAACAAAGCUGUUCGGUAAUAGAAACUGCACAAUAAACAAAUUCUGCGAAGAAAUAUGAAAUUAUCUAAAAAUUAUCCUAUCCGAACUACCUAUUUACGCUAUUUCACAGUCCGAAAAAACUAUUUCACAAUCGCCGAUCGCCACAAUCGGAUAAUUAUUAUCCCGUCACAUUGAAAAUCAGCUCAUAUAGGUAAAUUCUUGUUCUUUUGAUGUGACUGGAGUUAGUAGAAGUGAUGUGAAAAUAAAAAAAUGUUAGUGUGUGUGCACAAUAGACUUGACAAUACAAGUGUGAACUUUCUUAUUAAAAUUCCCGCUCCCUGAAAACGCUAAAUUUAAACUUCAAAAUCACUUACACUUAAAUCCUUGCGUAAAUCAGAUAAGUUUGUUCAGUUUGAUCAGAGUGAAAGACUACUCCUAUUAUCAGUGAAAUAUCUAUGAUAAUAAAAGGCAGAGUAGAAUUAUCAAUGGAACUAUAGUUACCGAAAAUUAUACAGACAGGAUUUCAGUUUUCAUCAAGCAUUUUUCAGUGCCUUCAUUAUUUUGUCGCAAAUAUGAUUGCGUGACCCAUUUAUUAGUGCUCAAAACCAGAAAUGAAAGGCAACCUAAGAAAUUGGCAUAUGUGAAGCCCUAUGCGUUUCCGGGACAGGGGCUAUUGACGCUAUAGGCUGCACCUACAUAUAUUGCAAUAUUAAAACCCAAAGAAGAAGAACAUAAUUUAAUCAAUCCGUUAUCAUUCUCUAAAUUAACAAAUGACUAAUUUGUGAGCCAAAUUUAAAAAUACUCAAAACUAUUUCAAAUUAUGGUGGAUCGAUGAAUGUUACCAUCAUAUGCAGGAGCACAAACUAAUGUUGGAAGGUUAAUGGAACAUAUCCACAAUAUGGGAGGAACGAAUAGUUGGUUAAUAGGAUAUUCUGGAAACCGAUUGCAGCCUUUCUUGAUGAAACGGAUAAAAAAUCAACAACCAGAUGCUACAGUGGCAAGAUCAUGUAGUUUCCAGAAAUGGCAACAACUAAGGGGUCAAGGAAGAUGAGGUUUCAUUGUCUAUUAAAACUUAUUCUGGUACAAUCCAUUCUAGAUAAUAUCUGCUUCACAAGUUAUAGUUGAUGCAGCUAAUGUACCACUCCCACAAAAUGAACCAGAACCAAUAUAAUUCAGUCACUCAGCGUUUAAAACUGCCAUUCAUGUUCCACACUGUAUAUUUUAACAGGUGGAUGAGAAAGUGUUAUCAAAUUGGCCCACUACUUUAGUCAUCCAAAAGCUAGCCAAAAUUGGGGAGCUUCGAGUUUGAAUGAUGCAUAGUUUACUGGCAUCCAGAGCAGUGGAAUUAGAAACUGUUAAAAAUGGAAUGGUGCCAGCAAUGUAAACGGUUGUGCUCCAACAUCGACAACAAUUUGGAUGUAGGAGAGGAUGAUGACCUAGACAAACUCAUGCGGUACCACCGUUCAAAGCAGCUGAGGCAACAGAAGCUAGAAAUGUCUCACAACAUUGCAGACAACUGCAAGCUAAUUUGGGAGGCCCAAUCCGCCAUCCCCAUUCAUACGGUAUUAAUAAAGAGAGGGAUGGUGGGAGAGGCCCUUCCCACACCCUUUUUAAUGGCGGUGUGGGGUGUGGAGUUUGAGGCGGCUGUAGUCGGAGGAACUCUACAAAUUGUAAGCAUAAAAUAUUUGAAGCAGAUACCUAUACUAAUAUGUUUAUUAUUUUCAGACCAUCCUGAAUGCUCCGCCUCCAGGCUCCAACUGAAAAAAAAAAUGAAUAAAUAAUAAAAAAAUUAAAAUAAAUAAAAAAACCCGAUUUUUAUAAAUGUGUAUUAUUUUAUCUAGUCAUUCGCUCUGUUCCAACCGACACAAGAUCCGGUCCAGAGCCAAAAAUUUCCAGAUGUUCUCCUAUUUUUUCAUAAGUUGAACGUUUAUCUUUAACGACCAAAUUAAUUGAUUGACUGGAAAUUACCGUUCUAGAACGGAU
Molecule: messenger RNA, 2218 nt
Organism: Ceutorhynchus assimilis (cabbage seed weevil)
Lineage: Eukaryota; Metazoa; Arthropoda; Insecta; Coleoptera; Curculionidae
Source: the annotation of a GenBank genome assembly